Molecule: messenger RNA, 4762 nt
Organism: Camarhynchus parvulus
Lineage: Eukaryota; Metazoa; Chordata; Aves; Passeriformes; Thraupidae
Gene: PCSK2
Product: proprotein convertase subtilisin/kexin type 2
Exons: 12
Coding region: 196-2115 (639 amino acids)
Biological process (GO): protein processing
Cellular component (GO): trans-Golgi network; Golgi membrane
Molecular function (GO): serine-type endopeptidase activity
Source: RefSeq, a predicted model, not a curated record
GUGCUGCCCCUCGGCCGCCGUGGAACACGCAUUCGCGCCGCCCGGCCGGUGCUCUCCGCGCUGCUCUCCUCUUGCCUCUGCUGCGCUCAUUUGUUUUAAAUUUUUUUUCGUCCUCCUCCCCUCCCAUCUUUUGGGCGCUUCUCCUCUCGCCCGCCCGCCCGGCGGGCUGCCUCCGCGGGCGCGCAGCGCGGGGCCAUGCCGCCGGGGCCGCCGCUGCUUCGGGGCUCCCUCCUCCUCCUCUUUCUCCUGCACUUCUUCGGCCCCCCGGCCCGUGGUGCCGUCUACAGCAACCAUUUCUUGGUGGAGCUGCACGACGGGGACCAGGCGGAGGCCGAGCGGGUAGCGGCGGAGCACGGCUUCGGUGGGGUGCGGAAGCUCCCUUUUUUAGAAUCUGGAUACUUUUUUUAUCACAAUGGUCUUGCUAAAGCCAGGAGAAGACGCAGCCUUCAACACAAGCUUCGUCUGGAAAAGGACUCCAGGGUGAGGAAAGUUGUGCAACAGGAGGGAUUCAUCCGAAGGAAGCGAGGAUAUAGAGACAUCAAUGACAUUGACAUCAUCAUGAAUGAUCCUUUAUUUACAAAGCAGUGGUACCUGAUUAACACUGGUCAAGCAGAUGGGACUCCUGGACUUGACCUUAAUGUAGCUGAAGCAUGGGAGCUGGGAUACACAGGGAAGGGAGUAACCAUAGGAAUUAUGGAUGAUGGAAUUGAUUAUCUGCAUCCAGAUCUUGCAUCAAACUACAAUGCCAAAGCCAGCUAUGACUUCAGCAGCAAUGAUCCCUACCCCUAUCCCCGCUAUACAGAUGACUGGUUUAACAGCCACGGGACAAGGUGUGCAGGAGAGGUGUCUGCUGCUGCCAACAACAACAUCUGUGGUGUGGGAGUUGCGUACAAUUCCAAAGUGGCAGGUAUUCGAAUGCUCGACCAGCCGUUUAUGACAGACAUUAUUGAGGCUUCCUCCAUCAGUCAUAUGCCUCAAGUCAUAGAUAUAUAUAGUGCCAGCUGGGGACCAACUGAUAAUGGGAAGACUGUGGAUGGACCUAGAGAGUUAACGCUGCAAGCAAUGGCAGAUGGUGUGAAUAAGGGCCGGGGUGGAAAAGGCAGUAUCUAUGUCUGGGCCUCUGGAGAUGGAGGCAGCUAUGAUGACUGUAACUGUGAUGGUUAUGCAUCGAGCAUGUGGACAAUCUCCAUCAAUUCUGCCAUAAAUGAUGGACGGACAGCUCUGUAUGAUGAAAGCUGCUCUUCAACCUUAGCCUCCACCUUUAGUAAUGGGAGGAAGAGAAAUCCAGAGGCUGGUGUGGCUACAACAGAUUUGUAUGGCAACUGCACCCUGCGUCAUUCAGGCACGUCUGCAGCUGCCCCUGAAGCAGCCGGAGUGUUCGCCCUGGCCCUGGAGGCUAACUUGCAUCUGACAUGGAGAGACAUGCAGCAUCUGACAGUGCUCACCUCCAAGAGGAACCAGCUUCAUGAUGAGGUUCACAGGUGGCGUAGGAAUGGCGUUGGACUGGAGUUCAACCAUUUGUUUGGCUAUGGUGUCCUAGAUGCAGGAGCCAUGGUUAAGAUGGCAAAAGACUGGAAGACUGUUCCUGAGAGAUUCCAUUGUGUUGGAGGGUCAAUACAGGAACCUGAAAAGAUACCACCAAGUGGCAAACUGUUCCUCACACUGACAACUGACGCAUGUGAGGGGAAGGAGAACUUUGUCCGGUACCUUGAACAUGUGCAGGCAGUUAUAACUGUGAAUUCCACUCGGCGAGGAGAUCUCAACAUCAACAUGACCUCACCAAUGGGAACAAAGUCCAUUUUGCUGAGCCGGCGCCCCAGGGAUGAUGACUCCAAGGUGGGUUUUGACAAAUGGCCUUUCAUGACCACUCACACUUGGGGAGAAGACCCCCGAGGCACCUGGGCUCUGGAGAUUGGGUUUGUUGGCAGCCAGCCCCAGCGGGGUGUGCUGAAGGAGUGGACACUGAUGUUGCAUGGGACUCAGAGUGCACCGUAUAUAGACCAAAUCGUAAAAGAUUAUCAGUCCAAGCUGGCCAUGUCCAAGAAGGAAGAGCUGGAAGAAGAGUUAGAUGAAGCAGUGGAGAGAAGCCUGAAGAGUAUACUGAGCAAGAAGUAGUGCUGUGUUGCAUGACGGUGUCUUUCCUUCCCCAGACCCCUCUACUCACCGUUCUACUAUCCAAACCUCUGUGUUAGACGUAUUACAAUGAUUGUCUCUCUAGACAAAUUAUCAUCCUUUCUUGAUUUUAAGGUCUUAUAUCUCGUCAAUAAUUAUUUUACUUGCCACAGAAGCAGUCCAUUUUUUAUCUCUAAGCCAAAAAAUGUACUCCCACCAAAUAGUAUGUACAGUUUGUGACUGUAAAUGAUGAUUUUUCUUUUGUGUCAUACAAAUAGGUAAUAACCAGCAAAGAAGUUAAUGGCUUUUCCCUUCAUAUUUCUGUGAUAUAUGUUUGUAUUUUAAAACAAGUGAAUUUUUUACACUGGAAGUUGGUGAUAAUUGAGCACAUUUUAAAAAGUGACAGAGAGAGGGAAUCACAAAGAGGUUGUAUGGAGAGGUCUUUGAACAUGCUCCUUCUGCAUCACUGACUUCAGUGGGACUUCCUCCAUUGGGUUUAACCAAAGUACCAUUAGACCCUACAAAAAGAAAUAAUCCAGAGAUAAGGAACAUUCACCAAUCUGAUUGGCAGAAAUCCAAUUCUUUUGAGAGUUUUACUUCAUACUACAGUUACACUACAUACACACUUCAGCUACAGGAUGGAUCAACAGAUAUGCAAUAAGGAAGGCAAAGCAAUGCCAAAGCUGGGUGGCAGGGAGAAGUGAUUUGCAAUCUGGGUCAGGGCCUCCUAGAAGCACAAAUCCCAGUUUUGCUAGAGUUUUUUUUUAGUUUGGUUGUUUUGGGGAUUCUUUUCCUGUGUUAUUGGUUUUGGUUUUUGUUUUGUUUUGUAAUUUUAGCAGUUUAAAUCAAUUUACCAUCUUACAGCACAACAAGCACAUAGGGAUGAGCUGUAGGAUUUCUGGCAGCUUGUGUGCAUCUUCUGGUCUCUCUACUGAGAUGUUCUCCAGCACUGUAAAAUGAGGCUGUGUCAGCAUUACCAACCACAGGCACCUGUUUUCUGGGGUUUGCAACCCAGCUGCUAGUAAACUACUGUGGGGAAAAUUUGAAGCACACAGUUUCAGUCCCAAAGCAAUUUUUAAUUUAAAAUUCUUUUUUUAAAGCUAUAUAUUUGCUGGUAUUAUGUUAUACAAAUAUAUUUAAGGAGAAAAAUAUGCUGAAGUUAUUAAAGUGUAAUGCAAUGUUGGCCUUCUUGAGAAAUAAAAUGUAGUAUAUUUGGGAAGAUUUGCUGGCAGUCAUUGUUUUUUCUGUUUAAAGUCAGUCCCACCUUGACUUUUUGGACAUGAGUUAAAGUCCAUUUCUCUCACCCUCAAGAGUAUGCUCUGGCUAUUGCUGCAAAACAUAACAUUCUCCCUGGUGGGAAUUACUGAUGGAAGCAACCACUACAUGUUCUCAGGUGUGAGAUCCCAAAUUUAACCUUUGAGAAAUAAAGGGUCUUGAUUCUGCAAAUAUUUAGGCACUUGCACUAAAGCCCAUCAGUGGACCUACUUAAAUGGUAAUUUUAAGCAGAUAUUUCAGAUCUUUGCAGGAUCCAAGAUCUACAUUUUAGCAGUGACUAGUUUCAGAUUUUUUUAUUUAUUUUUAAUAUGCAGAGUAUGAAUCUAAGAUGCUUUAAUAAGAGUUGUUCUGGUUGAUCCGGUGCAUAGUAGUAGAAACACAUUCAGUAAGUAAAUAUUUAUCUAACAAAUUAAAAACAUAACCCAAAGGUUCUAUGGUGAACGUGUUUCACUUAAGAAUGCAUGAGAAUAAUGUUAAUUCAAGAGACUAUCAAUCUUUUAUUUUUCUGUAAGAGGUUUGUUCUUUCCUUUUCCAAAUGAAAAAUUAACAGCUUAACCUAUUCAAAGUCUAUGUGAAUUACACUCUAAAGCCAAGUGAAGCAGCCUCACACUACUCACAGGUUUCUCAUUGCAUGCAGCAGUCCCAUCAGAAAAAUUUACCAUAUAUAUAUAUGUUUAUGCACACACCUGUAUGACUAAAUACAUACACACCUGUGGUAUUACUCUCUGUGUGUUUUAAAUAUAUAUAUAAAACAUACAAUAUAUAUAUUCAGAGUAUGUUACAUAUAUUUGCAUAUAAAUAUGUCUAGAAUUACAUAUGGUAUGUAUGGUAUAAUACACAUACAUCGUAACUUUUUGUGUGUAUGUGAUCAAAGAGGUUACUGAAAGUUUUUACUGGACUUCCAAAAUCUGGAAGUUUUGGAAUAAGAAAAGUCCAUGUGGAAUUCAUAAAUGAACAUGUACAUGAUUUUCCAUUGCAUUCAUGUAAUUUUUCAGUUGUCUGGUAAAUUAUUAAAUAUAAAGCAGCAAAAUAAUUAGAUGGCUGUCCAUACUUUCAUAAUGCUGACAUAAUUUACUGAUUGAAAAAUCACAAUAAUGAGUGAAAAUGGUGAAUUUUGAUGUAAUUAUAUAUAUAUAAAACUGCAUUUAUAUACAAUAUAGAGAUCUACUUCAGAUUCUUGGGGAUUUUUGGUGCAAGGAAUCACUGAAAAAUAUGUCCAGUUAGACUGAGUUUUUAUGGUAUUGCUGAUGCAAGAGAAAGUUAAUUUUUUAGUAUUUAUAAUAAAAGGGAAAAUUAAGCUCAUGAUGCAAAACAGGUGAGCCCUGUGAUGAUGUUUUAUAAUAUCAGUAAAAUAAAGAGCUGUUAAAAACUGGCA